AUGGACUCGUUUGAGACAAGCUCACAGUUUGUUCAGAUUCUAAGAAAUCUUGCACCAAACAUGCAGUCACUUCUCCGUGCUGCACACUUUGCUUUGAAGAAUUCCGAAAGCGAAGACUACCUCUUCUACGCUAUAAUGGAUGUCUUAGAUGACCCCAAAGUUGACCUUAAUACAAAAUCCACCAUUUUUCAGUUCAUUGAUGCCCUUAUCCAUGAGUCAUUCUUUAUAUCAGACCAGGCCAAUUCCCAUUAUAAUUUCCCAUACGUUCAUAAUCUCAAAACCGCAUUGCCAAAGAUCAUACUCAAGGUUCUCCCGUCAACAAACAAUGCUAACCUUUACAACAUUUACAAUAACAUGAUAAAUAUUUCGGAGUCGCUCAAUAUCAAUUAUACCGAAUACAAGGAGCAGUAUCGUUCAGUUGGACUGCUUCUUCCUCCCGAAGAACAAGAAAAUGUCGAUCAAAACAUUCCCUACCCAGAAGUGAAACUUGACGACGUGGAUGCGGAAGACAAAGACCCUGCAAUUAAAGCGUGGGAGAUAUUGCUUCGAAAAAGGAAACAAAGUCAGUACGAAAGACUUCGUUUGCUCAAACAUGGCCCCGUUCAUGAAGAGCCGGUAACCGAAGACGAAAUGUUUGCCAUACGGCCUUCUAAAGGCGACCUGAGCAAGAAAGGAAACGAGUUUAUGCUCACCAAAAAACAAAUUUUGGCACGUAUGGAAGAUGAUAGAGAAACGCACAAGAAACUGAAGGAGACCCUCUGGGUUGUUAACAGGCCUAGUGGAACAAACGCCGUCACCGAGGAUGAGUUUGCCAACUACUACUGGAAUCGUGUUGAAAAAAUAUCGGACAAACAGAAUCAGGAAUUCUUUACUGCGUUCGACGAACUCAAUAAUUUGGCUGCUGCGAGUUACAAAGACAAGCAGUUUUAA
This is a messenger RNA of Candidozyma duobushaemuli, 930 nucleotides long. RefSeq lists its product as uncharacterized. The transcript has a single exon. The coding region runs from base 1 to 930 and encodes 309 amino acids. Gene Ontology annotation, biological process: positive regulation of DNA-templated transcription, elongation; positive regulation of transcription by RNA polymerase I. The record is from RefSeq and is a predicted model, not a curated record. Gene Ontology annotation, cellular component: CTDK-1 complex. Lineage: Eukaryota; Fungi; Ascomycota; Pichiomycetes; Serinales; Metschnikowiaceae.